Williopsis jadinii is the source of this 829-nucleotide messenger RNA. RefSeq names its product E2 ubiquitin-conjugating protein RAD6 (gene RAD6). The transcript has 3 exons. Bases 201 to 704 code for a protein of 167 amino acids. Gene Ontology annotation, cellular component: HULC complex. Lineage: Eukaryota; Fungi; Ascomycota; Saccharomycetes; Phaffomycetales; Wickerhamomycetaceae. Gene Ontology annotation, molecular function: ubiquitin conjugating enzyme activity. Gene Ontology annotation, biological process: DNA repair; proteasome-mediated ubiquitin-dependent protein catabolic process; protein polyubiquitination. The record is from RefSeq and is a predicted model, not a curated record.
GGAAAGGCAAACACACCCAGACACCACGCUCCAGCGACGGUAAAGUACACAGCGUGCGCACACGCGACGAAACAAAAGCACAAGCCAAAACUCCCAGUUGAACCAGCGAGCCCACUACAAGCCAAAGAAGUGAAGUGACCAGAGGCCACCAACUCAUAUAGAGACGACAGACGACUAGACAAGGCUACAUAACGUGAAAGAUGUCCACACCUGCACGCCGGAGAUUAAUGAGAGACCUUAAGAGACUCCAAUCGGAUCCACCAGAGGGUGUGUCAGCGACACCGUUACCUGAAAAUGUCAUGGUUUGGAACGCCAUCAUAAUCGGACCAGCAGAUACCCCAUUUGAAGAUGGAACCUAUCGUCUACUCAUCAAUUUUGACGAGCAAUACCCUAAUAAGCCACCGAGUGUGAAGUUUAUCUCUGAGAUAUUCCAUCCAAACGUGUAUGCCAGCGGUGAUCUAUGUCUUGAUAUUCUUCAAAAUAGAUGGUCUCCGACAUUUGACGUGUCGUCGAUAUUGACAUCGAUACAGUCGUUGUUAAACGAUCCGAAUAUCUCAUCGCCUGCUAACGUUGAAGCUGCAAACUUGUACAAAGACCAUACUGCGCAAUACGUGAAAAGGGUGAGAGAAACUGUGGAGAAGAGUUGGAAUGACGAGAUGGAUGAUGACGAUGACGAUGACGAUGACGACGACGACGACGAAUGAGUAGUCCGAUCGCCAUACCUCACAUAUAUUACUGGCAUUCUACAUGGACUCACUACUAUUUAACUAACAUACAAAAUCAUCCAUUUCUCUUUUUAAUAGUCUAUCUGAGCCACAAGAAAUACCAC